AUGGAUUUCAAUCAUCAUUCGGACGAAACGGAUCGAUUAUUGUAUAUCAUUUUGAUCAUAGUGGAAGUCACCGGGUAUAUUGUUCAUUUCCUGCUGGGAACGUAUUUCGUAUGGCAUAUCCGGAAUAUCACACUGAUUCAUGCGAAUUUGAGGAUCGUUUUGGUGAGUUGAUUUCUUCGCCUUUGCACAGUGCAUUUCGAACUUUUCACACAGUGCCAACUACGCAAAUUUCAGUGUGUAAAAGUGACGCAAUAUUUCUUCAUGGCAUUUGGUCGUAUCGGCGACCUAAUCAACACAUCCACUGAGAAAUCGCUCUAUUUGACCAAUUUUCUCUGUCUAAUCUUCAAAUUCAAUCAUGAUGCGGGCAUGAUCAUCACCAUGCUGUGUCCGUUGUGGGUGGCGGCCGAGCGAAUCUGCGCGACCAUGAUGAUCAAAACGUACGCCGAUCGCACAGCGAAUGUGGGAAUUUGGCUGGCGCUGGGGACGGUAAGAAAACGCGCGAUUGCCAUACACAAUUUGGGGUUUUCUAACCAUUUUUGAUCAAAAAUCGAUAUAAUUUGUAACUUUUUGGUCAAAAACAAGUCUAUCUCGAUAAAAGAUGACUCUAAGUUACGUAAAAUGCCUUCUAAAUUAUACCACGACGAUAAUUUCUCCUAUAUUUUAAAGAAAUUUUCCCAUUUGUAAUCUUUUUUAUACACUGGGGGCCUGAUCCAGUGGCAAAAAACGUACCAUUUUGCAUCCAGGAAGCAUCAAAAAAUGUGGCAAAAUACCUCCCUCUCCAAGUGAAAAAAAACUCCGAUUUCAAAAGCGCGCCCGCUCUUUUUUUGAGGAAAAAGAGGGCGCCUUCAAAACGAAGUUUUUUCACUUGGAAAGGGAAGCAUUUUGCCACAUUUUUGACACUUCCCAGAUGCAAAAUGGUACCUUUUUUGCCACUGGAUCAGGUCCCCCACUGUAGAAGAUUUUAAACUUUUUUGCCACAAAAUAUGGACUAAAGUAAUAUCAAAAAUUUUCAGCACAUCUUCGCUUUUACCCUUGCCGGUUUUGGCAUCUACUACGACCUGAAUUAUCAUGUUUUCGAUCUCGAUGGAUCAACCGGCUCCUGCCAAGUUACCCACCUCCACCCGGCGCUGAUCCCCGUUCUGUGGGCGAUGGUCGGAAUUAUCUUCACCAUAGCUGCUGUUGUAAGUUUAUUAUCAGUCUGUCGGGAAAAUAAUGUAGAUUCGUCAGGCCUUGGAAUCGCCCAUCAAUUUCGCUACGACAAAUCCACAUUAUUUUCCCGACCAACUGACAGUGCCCAAUUUUUUAAACGGAAUCUUUUUUAUAAUAUCAUUUUUACAGUGGGGGACCUGAUCCAGUGGCAAAAAACGUACCAUUUUGCAUCGGGGAAGGAUCAAAAAUGUGGCAAAAUGUUUCCCUCCACAAGUGAAAAAACUUUGUUUUGAGGGGCGCGCUUUUGAAAUCGGAGUUUUUUCACUUGGAGAGGGAAGCAUUUUGCCACAUUUUUGAUACCUCCCAGAUGCAAAAUGUUACGUUUUCUGCCACUGGAUCAGGUUCCCCGCUGAAUCUCUAACGCAAUUUAAGAUCCUAGUCUUCCUCUACCAACACAAUAUCAAAAUGAAAGCCAUCAAAUUGUCGACCAAUCUGACAGCUCGUUAUCAAUAUUCGGAGAACGUGCGGACUCUUCGCUUCUUGGUGCCGGCUUUUGUCGGUCUGGGAUCAUUAAACCUAUUGGCUGCGCUCACAAUACCGUACAUCUACAUCAAGUUUGCGCAAGGACAGGAUGUGCAGUUGAUGUAUCAGGUAAAAACAAAAAAAACAAUACAACUUUUUGGCCAUUUCCGACAAACAGGUCACAAUGAGAUCCCGAAUUUGCCAUCAAAAAGCAUCGGAGAGGCAGAAAGAACGCGUAACUUCUCAUCUUUAUGUCGCUGCAAUCCCUUUUGAUGUAAAAGUGGUCCGCGAAGUUCUCGUCUUUUAAUUUUGCUGCUGGGUCGAAUUUCGGUGCAAAAAUGGGUUAACGGUGAUUUUGAAAAAUCAGUGCCGACGAAAAUUAAAGUGUCCAAUGAUUUUUCAAAAUCAAUGUCAACCCAUUUUUGCAACGAAAUUGCAGCAAAAAUAAAAGCUGAGAACUUCUGUGGCCACCUUUACAUCAAAAGGUAUCGCAGCGACACAGAGAUGAGAAGUUACGCGUUCUUUCUGCCUCUCUGAUGCUUUUGAUGGCAAAUUCGGGAUCUCAUUGUGACCUGUUUGUUGGAAAUGACCAAAAAGUUGUAUUGUUUUUACUAAUCAACUGAAAAUUUCAGGCCUUAUACCUUAUCCCAGUUGGAUAUGGUGUCUACUUUAUAAUCUACGUGUUCUUCAAGUACGAAGUCCUCCGAAAAGCCCUCAAAAAAGACCUUGCAAAGAUUUUGCCAUGCUUUUUCCGCGAAAAGGUCAAGGUUCGACCCAACCCGGAGGCAAUGUAUGGAAAUGACGUGGACAAGACCACCGACUUGUACUGGAAACAAUUCGAUAAUGCGUGGCAAAAAGGUCCGGCCGAGGAAAAGAAACAGCUCACACGUUCUAAUUCCGCGAUGCUCAAGCUGAGCAAACCUCCGAGGAAGGCAAUAAAAUAG
Bursaphelenchus xylophilus (pine wood nematode) is the source of this 2615-nucleotide messenger RNA. The record is from the annotation of a GenBank genome assembly. NCBI's taxonomy places the organism in Eukaryota, Metazoa, Nematoda, Chromadorea, Rhabditida, Aphelenchoididae.